AUGAAGCAGCCCCACGACCCUGAACAGACUGAACAGGCUGAGCAGGCUGGACAGGCUGGACAGGCUGAACAGCUCACCAAGCCGCUCGAUGUAGCCACCCAGGCUGCGUGGAUUGGCUUAGGCUCUGCCAUCCCCGGCACUGCACUCGGCGCCUUCUACGGAACACUUCGCACGCAAACCCCAGUCCUCUUCGCGCUCGCCUCCGGUGUGCAGUGCUUUGCCCUCGGCAGCACCUACUGGACCGCUCGCACUUCCCUUCUCAACUCAGACGGCCUGCUGAACUGGUGGAACACAACUCGUGGUGCACCUCUGCGCCAGCGACACGAUCUCAGCCCCACACGCUCGGACAAGAUUCGUGCAUCCACCAUAGCCGGCGCCUUUACUGGCCUGAGUCUUGGCUUGCUCUUCCGUGGACCACGUAAUGCCCUGCCUGGAACCUUCAUGUUCAGUCUCUUCGGCUUUGCGGGCCAGAAGGGCUACAACCUGCUCGACAACAAGCACUCUGCUGAGAUACAAGAGGAGGCUCGGAUGACAGCUAGGGGAGAGAAGAAAAAGAACUGGAUGGAGCGGAUCGCGGAGAGCAAGUGGAGCCCAAUGGAGGCAUUGACCGACGAGCGGUAUGAAGAUUUAUUGCAAGAGAAACUGCUGAGGCUGGAAGCGGAGAUUGCGAUCAUCGAUGAUAAGAUCGAAGGGUUUCAGCAAAAGGCCAAGGAGAUGGCGAUCAAGAGGGCACAGGAGCAGGCGCAACAACCAAAGGCAUAA
This is a messenger RNA of Ascochyta rabiei, 762 nucleotides long. RefSeq lists its product as uncharacterized. NCBI's taxonomy places the organism in Eukaryota, Fungi, Ascomycota, Dothideomycetes, Pleosporales, Didymellaceae. Bases 1 to 762 code for a protein of 253 amino acids. The transcript is spliced from 2 exons. The record is from RefSeq and is a predicted model, not a curated record.